Messenger RNA from Aureobasidium uvarum, 1701 nucleotides. NCBI's taxonomy places the organism in Eukaryota, Fungi, Ascomycota, Dothideomycetes, Dothideales, Saccotheciaceae. The record is from the annotation of a GenBank genome assembly.
AUAGAAAAAGAAACAAUGGCACAAAACCAAGAUCACAUCCUCCGUGAGGUCAACAUCCUUGGACCUCUCAAUGACCAGAACCGCAAGGUCAUUUCCAAGGAAGCUACUGUCUUCCUGGCUCUUCUCCACCGCACAUUCAACAAGACUCGCAAAGAACUGUUGCAAAGACGCAUGACCCGUCAGGCCGAGCUCGAUGCUGGAAAACUCCCCGAUUUCCUUCCUGAGACCAAGCACAUCCGCGACAGCGAUGCAUGGAAGGGUGCACCACCGGCACCUGGUCUUACUGAUCGCAGAAUUGAGAUUACUGGUCCUACCGACAGAAAGAUGGUUGUCAACGCCCUGAACUCGGAUGUCUGGACAUAUAUGGCCGAUUUUGAAGGUAUUGCACCCACCUGGGACAACAUGAUCAACGGUCAACUGAACCUUUACGAUGCCAUCCGCAAGCAAGUCGACUUCAAGAUUGGCGAGAAGGACUACAAGCUCCGUACCGACCGCAAGCUGCCAACACUCAUUGCCCGUGCCCGUGGCUGGCACUUGGAGGAGAAGCACUUCACCGUCGAUGGCGAGCCAAUCUCGGGUAGUUUGUUCGACUUUGGUCUCUACUUCUUCAACAACGCCCAGGAGCUUGUCAAGAGAGGAGCUGGACCAUACUUCUAUCUCCCCAAGAUGGAGAGCCAUCUUGAGGCCAGACUCUGGAACGACGUCUUCAACCUUGCUCAGGACUAUAUUGGCAUGCCCCGUGGUACUAUCAGAGGUACUGUCUUGAUUGAGACCAUCAUGGCAGCUUUCGAGAUGGACGAGCUCCGUGAUCACUCUUCAGGUCUGAACUGUGGUCGUUGGGACUACAUCUUCUCGACCAUCAAGCGUUUCCGCCAGAACCCCAACUUUGUCCUGCCUGACCGUUCGGCUGUUACCAUGACCUCUCCCUUCAUGGAUGCUUACGUCAAGCUUUUGAUCAAGACAUGUCACCGUAGAGGUGUUCACGCCAUGGGUGGCAUGGCCGCCCAGAUUCCCAUCAAGACCGACAAGGAGGCCAACGACAAGGCCAUGGCUGGUGUCCGUGCCGACAAGCUCCGUGAAGUCAAGGCUGGCCACGAUGGUACCUGGGUUGCUCAUCCUGCCCUUGCCAGCAUUGCGGCCGAGGUCUUCAACGAGCACAUGCCCACACCCAACCAGCUCCACGUACGUAGAUUGGAGGUCGACAUCAAGCAGUACGACCUCCUAAACAUGAACGUGCCUGGAAAGAUCACCGAAGACGGUAUCAGAAAGAACCUCAACAUUGGUUUGGGCUACAUGGAAGGCUGGCUCAGAGGAGUUGGCUGCGUACCCAUCAACUUCUUGAUGGAGGAUGCAGCAACUGCCGAGGUCAGCAGAAGUCAACUGUGGCAAUGGUGCAAGCACCAAGCAACAACGGACGAAGGCAAGACAAUCAACAAGGAAUACGCACUCAAGCUCCUCCACGAGCAGGCCGAAGAGCUCGGUGCCAAGGCACCAAAAGGCCACAAGUACCAGCUUGCAGAGAAGUACUUUGCCACACAGGUGACUGGAGAGCAGUAUGACGAGUUCUUGACAUCGUACGUAAUAUCCGACGCAUUUGCAAGUAUUCAUAGUAGGACAAGAUUGCUGACUCGGAUUGCACAGGNNCUGCUGUACGACGAAAUCACGACUGUGGGUAGCCCCGCACCUGCCUCGAAGCUGUAG